This is a messenger RNA of Frieseomelitta varia, 1311 nucleotides long. RefSeq names its product seipin (gene Seipin). The record is from RefSeq and is a predicted model, not a curated record. Gene Ontology annotation, biological process: lipid droplet organization; lipid storage. Gene Ontology annotation, cellular component: endoplasmic reticulum membrane. The coding region runs from base 206 to 1174 and encodes 322 amino acids. The transcript has 4 exons. NCBI's taxonomy places the organism in Eukaryota, Metazoa, Arthropoda, Insecta, Hymenoptera, Apidae.
UCUAUCUUUAUACAUGUACGUUAUAUACACACAUUUCGAUAUCAAUGCUACCAAUAUUCGGAAGUUAAAAUGUAGUUAAGCUGUAUUUUAUUGCCGAGUUAUUUGAAAAAAAGUUCACUAAUUGAUAAAUAAUUGAUCUUAUUAUGAUUAACUUGUAAUAUAUUAAUAUAUUAAAUUUAUUAUAAUAUAUUAUAUUUCGUUUGCAAUGUUAAUUUCAAGGUUAUUAGAACAAGUUUAUAAAAAAUUAUUUCAUGUACAGAAUAAAACAAAAAGAGGUGUACAAUCUGCUAAAGAUGUAAUUUUGAGUGGUGGAAUUAUUAUUAUUAGUGGUAUUCUCAUUGUUUGGUUAUCUGCGUUUCUUUACACGGCAUUUUAUUAUGCCUAUAUACCAAACCUCUCAUUUGUACGACCAGUACAUCUACAAUUUAAGUCAUGUAAUGAAGAAAGAGGAAUUUGUAGCAAUCCAUCGGCAUUUGUGCAAUUAACAAAUAAACAACAAAUUUUAAUGGUUGGACAACCAUAUAAAAUUAAUUUGCAGUUAGAGAUGCCAGAAUCACCAGCUAAUAAAGAACUUGGUAUGUUCAUGGUUUGUGCUGAAUUACGCAGCAGAAAUAGUUUUCUUGUAGAACAUACAUGUAGGUCUACUAUGUUACAUUAUCGUAGCACAUUAUUACAUGCCCUUACAACAUUUACAUUUUCACCUAUGAUGAUUUUUGGUACUACAGAAGAAAAACAAAAUGUAGUUCUUGAAUUAUUUGAUUAUUUUAAAGAAGACCAGAGUCAUCCAGUUACAAUUAUUUAUGUUGAAAUACAAUCAAGGCACAUCGAAUUCUACUCUGCAAAUAUUAUGAUAAAUGCACAUUUAUCGGGUCUACGUUAUUUAAUGUAUCAUUGGCCAAUUUUAUCUGCUAUUGUUGGUAUUGCUACAAAUUUGUUUUUCAUAGCACUUGUAUGCAUUCUUUCGUAUCUUCAUUUUACUACCUAUGAAGAUUCUGAAGAUGAUGAUUUCAAUUAUGAAGAAGAUAAAAAGAUUGAAGAAAAACAAGAAGAAGGCGAACAUAAAGUCACAAAUGAUCAAUCGGAAGAGAUUGCUACAUCUUUUAUAAUACCACGUGUUCAAGACUAUUCAUCUGAUGAAGAACCUCAAUCCUCUCACAUUGAAAUAGUAAAAUAAUUUACAUUCCACAAUGCAGUACAUUUUGAAAUUAAUUACAUAAUAAUAUAAUGCGUGUACAGAUAUAGUUUAUAGCUAUAUGUAAAAAAAAUAUUUAUUUUUCUAUACUUCAAAUACUUUAUUUGCUUUUGUUAUUA